Effrenium voratum is the source of this 747-nucleotide messenger RNA. Lineage: Eukaryota; Dinophyceae; Suessiales; Symbiodiniaceae. The record is from the annotation of a GenBank genome assembly.
UCAGCAGCGCCCCGGCCAUGAGUGGAGUCACGGAGGAGGAACGGUGGGGCCAAUGGGAGCCACAGGAGGAUUGGGGUCCGACGCACCAGGAGGGGUGGCAUCAGCCGCAGGAGCUGCAGCAGGAGGUGACAGGUGGGGACGGAGAGGAGUGGUGGACUGGUGACAGGACCUGGCAGCAGGGACCGGAGCCUUCUGCGAGUGGGUCUGCCAGGGACGCGGGAACCACGAAGAAGAGGAAAUCCACAGGGAACGCGUACGAGCUCCGGGCGGUGAGGCAUCGGCUGGAAUCACAGGUGAAGGAGGUGGGGAAGCUCCAGGCAGUGGUCGAGAGGGAGAAGCAGAACACGGCCUAUUGGUGGGGGCUGUACAACGAGACGAACCAGAAGGCCAUUGCGUCCGGCACUCACUUGAUCGCCGAGAAUGAGAGGCUGACAGCCUUGGCGAAGACGGAGGCAGAGAAGGCCGAGCGGCUGCAGCAGGAGGUCUUGCAACACGGAGCCACGUUGCAGAAGUUCACCCGAGCGAAUCGGGAUUUUGCGGUGGAGUGUCAGCGGCUGCGGGAGGUGGUGGACAGGAUGGAGGCCGGUCGAAAGGCGGAGCUUGCGGACGUGGUGACGCGUCAUGCCUUGGAGUUGGCGCGGAUCGAAGCUUCGGGGACCUCAUCGAAAUCCAAGUCGAGGAAGAAGGGUGAGGGGAGCUGAUCCGGGCGAUCUCCGCUGAGGAGGAUUCGUGGAUGGUGAGCGGGCC